Messenger RNA from Orbicella faveolata, 2139 nucleotides. RefSeq lists its product as uncharacterized. The record is from RefSeq and is a predicted model, not a curated record. NCBI's taxonomy places the organism in Eukaryota, Metazoa, Cnidaria, Anthozoa, Scleractinia, Merulinidae.
AUAAUGGGCUUGGAUUAUGAUCGUCCUCUAGUAAAGUGUUUGGAUUCUAUUCCUCCUGAUAUGAGAAUAGGCUUCAGUCAUGGGACAGGUGAAAGUGAAUAUGAGUUACACCUUGAUGUUCACCCCCUCCUGUCAGUUGACAACCUCAAAGCACCACUGGCAGACCAGCUCAAGACCGCCAUCUUCCUCUUCAGUGUUAUAUCAAGUAGAAUGAACUUUGUUAAGACAGAAGGAGCGUCAAUACAGAAAGUUCUUGAGAAGUUGAUAGGCAAGUUCAAAGAUGAAAAGGAGACCAGCGUUAACAUACAUGGGGUGCGGCACAGCGUGGAGCUCUUGAACGUUCAGCAAGUGGAGCAGGCUCUUCUUAUUGUUAAGGACAUUGUCGCUUUCACGCUCGCACGGAGUAAUGCUCUGAUGGAGUAUAUUGUGGCACAAGGAGACAAGGUUGACAUGCAAGUCUCAAAAGAUGACCCAGAGAAUCCAAAGGUUAUUAUUUUUUCAAAGAAAUUACAGAGUUCAAAGAAGCAGAGGUCUGUGUAAAAUUAAUCUUGAAGUAAAGAUUACUUUCUGAGCAACAGUUUCUGGGGGUGUUCUCGUGGGAAUUUAAUAUCAUUGUAAUGCUAGGUUAGUCAGGGCUGUCAUAAGUUUUGAGUCAAAUACUGUAGCCUUGAUCUUUACACCUGUAACAAACUUGUUACCUUUUAGGUGAAUUGUGUCAACUAUUGUACCAUCAAGGGCCCACAAAACAUAUUCAGUCAUAACAAAUGUUACAAGUGAUGGCACUUAUUGACAGCCCUGUAAGUUUCCUAGACUAAACAGUUUUUGUCCUUAGCUUAAGGUAAACUUUUCUUUGAUUAUUUAUAAUGAAUUUUGCUUUCCUGAAAUGUGAUUUGAAAUCAUUGGCCUAGUGUCCAAACCUUUUAUGUCCUUUGUAACCCCCCAGGUGGGUAUGUCUACAAGGGAAGAGUAGAAGGUAGUUAGAACACGGGAAAAGGAAGCAAAGAUUGCCUUUGAGAUAAUAUUAUUAGUAUGCAUUAUAAAGAAGUUUACACUUAAAUAUAAUGGGCUGGACCCUGAAGAGACAGUCUUCCAUCUAAUAGCAUGCUCAAUUUUUCCUCCACUCAAAAGACCUUUGAGAUUCAACUGGAAAUAUUCCAUAAUGUUGACACAAACUCUACAGAGAACCAUGUUGUGUGCCUGUUUAGCUGUCCUUAGAUUACAAGUUAUGUUGAACCAAUCAGUCAUCACUUUGCUUAAACAUGUUGCACCUAAGAGGUUAGUGUUAGUGCAAUCAAAAUAUGAGCAUGUGUGCAACAGAAAAAGACCAUUAUUAUAUUAGUCAGAUACAUAAGAUAUCUCUGUAGAGUUACAUAUUAAGUUAUCAGUAUGGAGACUAAUUCACAGUUUUUACUUGAUGGGGAAGAACAAAUUUAAUGAAUCAGCAGUUAUAUCUGGUCACUCAGUCUAGAAGAUUGCCAGAUCCAAAAGCUACAUCAUGCCGAACGCUCAUCUUGAAAAAAGUAAGCCUAAGUUUUUCAUGCAGACAGUUUCUCCAUUGUUAACCAUCUUAUCCAUCUACCUUUUGGUAAAGUUUUCUUUAGGUUUUUUUCAAUUUGACAGUCUAGUUUAUUUGGAUAUUGCAAUAAAUAAGUAUCAUUCUCUUUGAGUGUUGAAAAAUAUUUCACAAAUGAGUGCAGCAAAAUAGUGAAAUAUUUUCAACAUCAGAAGAAAAAACAUUGUAUCUGCAAGCAGCCAGAUAAUGUUCUAUAAUUUUAUUAUGUAAACACCAGUGGAAUACCAAACUAUUUCACUUCUGCUGCGAAAAGCUCACCUGGUAUUUCUUUGGUGUAAUAUAGUAAAAUAGUGCAAUUCGUAGUGACAGCAGUUCUUCAAGAGUUCAGGUUAUUUUUUUUUUUGCAAUGACUUCUGUGACCAAGAGCUUUCUCGCAAUAACACUACCUUUACAGUAUACACAUUUUUUAAAACAUAUUUGAUAAUUGUGCACAUUUUGAGGUCUUUUACCCCCUUUUAGCAUUUAUAAAGUGGCUGGUCCCUUGAAAGGUGCGCUGGUUGUGCAGCAAAAGUUGAAAAAUGUAGCAUAAUGUCAUUACAAUAUUAUUGUUUUUUUUUUCUUGGGGG